Messenger RNA from Oncorhynchus nerka (sockeye salmon), 1509 nucleotides. RefSeq names its product G-protein coupled receptor 6. The transcript has a single exon. Lineage: Eukaryota; Metazoa; Chordata; Actinopteri; Salmoniformes; Salmonidae. Bases 109 to 1119 code for a protein of 336 amino acids. Gene Ontology annotation, molecular function: sphingosine-1-phosphate receptor activity. The record is from RefSeq and is a predicted model, not a curated record. Gene Ontology annotation, biological process: adenylate cyclase-activating G protein-coupled receptor signaling pathway; regulation of metabolic process. Gene Ontology annotation, cellular component: cytoplasm; plasma membrane.
UCUAGGCAUUGCAUAUUUUUACAUAUGGCAAUUGUGAAACUAAAUUGCAACCUCUCUCUCUCUCUGUAAUUUUCUCUUCAGGAGGAAAAAGGUGACACAUGCGCAGACAUGAACGAGACUUUCCUCGGUAACGACACUGUGGCGACAGCCACGUUGGCUGGAAAGGCUUUCCCGUGUAUGGAGGCCAACUAUCCAGAGAGAAACGGCUGCCUGGAACUCUCCGCCGCCCCGCAGGACUUCCCCAUCAACCCGUGGGACAUCAUGCUUUGCAUGUCGGGCACCGUCAUCGCCUGUGAGAACAGCAUCGUGGUGGCUAUCAUCUUCUAUACGCCCACCAUGCGCACCCCCAUGUUCGUUCUCAUAGGGAGCCUGGCCACUGCGGAUUUACUGGCAGGCAUGGGAUUAAUCCUCAAUUUCGUGUUCCAGUACGUCAUCUCCUCAGAGACUAUCAGUCUUAUUACUGUUGGGUUCCUAGUGGCCUCCUUCACGGCGUCCAUCAGUAGCCUGCUGGCUAUAACGGUGGACCGGUACUUUUCUCUCUACAACGCACUGACUUACUUCUCGGAGAAGACGCUCCACUAUGUGCACCUGAUGCUGGCGGGCACGUGGGGCGUGUCUAUGUGCCUGGGCCUGCUACCCGUGCUGGGCUGGAACUGUCUGGACGACCCGAACUCGUGCAGCAUCGUGCGCCCGCUCACUCGCAGCAACGUGACAUUGUUGGCGGUCUCCUUCUUCGUCAUCUUCAUACUCAUGCUGACUCUCUACUUCAAGAUCUGCAAGAUCGUAUGCCACCACGCGCACCAGAUCGCUCUCCAGAAGCACUUCUUCACUGCCUCGCACUACGUGGCCACCAAGAAGGGCGUGUCCACGCUGGCCAUCAUCCUGGGCACCUUCGGCGCGAGCUGGCUGCCCUUCGCUAUUUACUGCCUGGUGGGAGAGCGCGAGUACCCGUUGGUGUACACGUACGCCACGCUGCUUCCGGCCACCUACAACUCCAUGAUCAACCCAAUCAUCUACGCCUACCGUAAUGCCGAGAUCCAGCGCUCGCUCUACGUCCUUUUCUGCGGCUGCUUUCAGACCAACGUAGCCUACCGCUCCAGGUCACCCAGUGAAGUUUAGAGGGGUGCUGAGUGAACUCUGAUGACAGUGUGUUUGUGUGUUGGCCACCGACAAUUCGCUUUCAGUUGACUGUAAAUGCUUUAAACAAGUGGAUUCGGCGCUCAAAUGUAUAUCUAACAUAAGCAUCUGCACUUUAUUGCAACUGAAGACCAGGACACAGUCCGUCUGAAAUGCUGUGAACAACAACUUUUGUGAUGAAAAGAAAAACGUCAUCAUGAAUGUAUUUAUAUUAAAAAAUAUUUAAAAAUCGAGCACUUUAUUAUGUAUUUGAAAUGCCAAAGCAGUAUUGCAUAGGCCUAUAUAUAUAUGUUGGAGUUGUACUUUGUAUUUGUCAGUAAUGUGGGUCAUUUUCUAUUUUGUAAAGGUGUCUAUAUUGUAAAUUUUAUAAGA